CCCGACCCGGGGCAAGCGGCUCCGCCUCCAGAGCCUCAGUGUCCCCAGGGGUAGAAUGCACAGUCUCGGUCCUUCCCCUCGGUGCCCCGCAGCUGCGCCCCCUGUGAAGCGGCGGAUCUGAUUCGGGCUCUGGCUGAGUCUCCUACACCUGGGAAGAGCUCCUCCAGACCGGACGCCGCCGCUCAUGGCUGGCAGAGAAAAAACCUACAUUACCCAGAAGGCUGGGCCCCGCGCCUUGGCGGCCGGCUCUGGGCCAAUGACGGCCCCCGGCGGGGACAUUUUUCCGCGGAGGGCGGGACUUCCGGCUUCCUUGCUGGCGGACGUCACUUGCGUGCGACGGUUCCGUCCACGCCAGCUGUGCGGUGGGCAUUGGCGGUCUGUGGCCGUUUCGAGUGCGCCUCUUCGCGAAUGACCGGAAGGGAGGCUAGGACUCGCCUCCGCUCCUUUGCGCGAGUCGGGAGCCUCCUUGUGAUCGAUCCCUUUUCCCGGGCAGAGAAGACGUGUCGGUCGGCCGAGCCCGCGGGACCCGUCUCAGGGGCCGCCUGUCCCGGCGCCCGCUGUCUCCUCGGGGGCCCAUGAUGGCGGCAGCGUGGAUGGAGGCGGCGCGGGUGAGUGGACGAUGUUGGUGGCACUGCUGCUUCUCUGCUGGUUCAGAAAGGCUCCUGCGCAGGCUGUGGGUGAAGAAAGGCACUAGAACAGGCGAGACGGAACGUACAGGUGGACGACCGACACCCAGUAUAUGAAAGGAGAACUUUGACACACCACCUGCCCAGGAAUCCAAGCCCUUAUCUACAAUCAGCGACCCAGGAAUCCUGCCCAGUUGAAGUCAGACUUGCCAGUAGCCGGAUGUCUAUCCCUAGAGACAGCCCAGGAAGGUGUCUGUGACCUUCGAUGAUGUGGCUGUGACGUUUACCCAGGAGGAGUGGGGACAGCUGGACCCAGCUCAGCGGACCCUGUACCAGGAGGUGAUGCUGGAAAACCGUGGGCUGCUGGUGUCUCUGGGGUGUCCAGUUCCUACACCUGAGCUGAUCUGCCAGCUGGAGCAUGGGCGGGAGCUGUGGAUGGUGAAGAAAGACAUCUCCCAAAGCACCUGUCCAGGUGAGCAGGGAAAGCCCACGACCACAAAACCUACCACUUGUGAGCGAGCCCUGUCUGGUGGAGCCUCAUUCCAGGAACACCUAGCACAAGGAGCUUCAGAGGACUCUCGAUUAGGUCAAACCAAAAAUCAGGAAGGGUCAUUGGAAAUUCAGGAAGGACACUUGAGACCAGAGAUAGAACCCCAAAAGGAGAAGCUCCCGGGGAACCCAGGCUCUGAUCACAGCAGCUUAGGGACAGCUGUUAGUGUGUGUUCACGGGGUGUGCAGGAGGCCUUCUCUGCAGGAGGAGCUGUCCGUGACCAUGACUCAGGCGGAUCAGGUAAAGAUCCCGUGAUCCAGGAAGAGGAAAAUAUCUUUAAGUGCAACGAAUGCGGGAAAGUGUUUAACAAGAAACGUCUCCUUGCUCGACAUGAGAGGAUUCACUCUGGAGUGAAGCCCUACGAAUGCACAGAGUGUGGGAAGACAUUUAGCAAGAGCACUUAUCUCCUUCAACACCACAUGGUGCACACUGGGGAGAAGCCCUAUAAGUGCAUGGAGUGCGGCAAGGCCUUCAACCGCAAGUCACACCUUACACAGCACCAGCGGAUUCAUAGUGGAGAGAAACCUUAUAAAUGCAAUGAAUGCGGAAAGGCCUUCACCCAUCGCUCUACUUUUGUUUUGCAUAACAGGAGCCACACUGGAGAAAAACCCUUUGUGUGCAAGGAAUGUGGAAAAGCCUUCCGAGACAGGCCAGGAUUCAUUCGACACUACAUCAUCCACAGCGGCGAGAAUCCAUACGAGUGCUUUGAGUGUGGCAAGGUCUUCAAACACAGGUCAUACCUCAUGUGGCACCAGCAGACGCACACCGGGGAGAAGCCCUAUGAGUGCAGCGAGUGCGGCAAGGCCUUCUGUGAGAGCGCCGCCCUCAUUCACCACUACGUCAUCCACACCGGGGAGAAGCCCUUCGAGUGCCUCGAGUGCGGGAAGGCCUUCAACCACAGGUCCUACCUCAAGAGGCACCAGCGGAUUCACACCGGGGAGAAGCCCUAUGUGUGCAGUGAAUGUGGAAAGGCCUUUACUCACUGCUCUACUUUUAUCUUGCAUAAAAGGGCCCAUACUGGCGAGAAGCCCUUUGAGUGUAAAGAAUGUGGAAAGGCCUUUAGCAAUCGGGCAGAUCUCAUUCGGCACUUCAGCAUCCACACUGGGGAGAAGCCCUAUGAGUGCACCGAGUGUGGGAAGGCCUUUAACCGCAGGUCGGGCCUGACAAGGCACCAGCGGAUUCACAGUGGCGAGAAGCCCUACGAAUGCCUCGAGUGUGGGAAAACCUUCUGCUGGAGCACAAACCUUAUUCGACACUCCAUCAUCCACACUGGAGAAAAGCCCUAUGAGUGCAGUGAGUGUGGAAAGGCCUUCAGUCGCAGCUCCUCCCUCACUCAGCAUCAAAGGGUUCAUACUGGGCGAAACCCUGUCACCAUGACAGAUGUGGGAAGACCCUUCCCAAGUGGGCAAACCUCAGUCAACCUUCAAGAACUUUUAUUGGGAAAAGAUUUUUUGAAUGUAACCACUGCGGAAAAUCUUUUGCCAGAGGAAACAUCUUACUCAGAAUCUGAUCAUUCAUACCAAAGAGAAACCCCACAAAUUUCUUCCCUGUAAGAAAACUUGUUGCAGAAUAUCAUUUGUCCCCUAGAGUCAUAUUGGAAAUUGACCCAGCCUAGAGCCUUAUUCUACAUCGGAGAUUUCAUCCAGAAGAGAGACUCAGUGGUUGUUAAUGCACUUGGGAAAACCUUCAGUUCCAUCUUUCUUCUUAGUUUACACUGCAGUGUUAUCUCAGGAAUAUUUUCUUAAAAAAAGAAGGGAGAGACUCAAAAUAGAAAGUGAACUGCAAAAAAAGUUUCUUUUAGAUGUCCUUGCCAAGCUAUGGCACUUUGUCAUGGAUUCCCUAGUUUUCUUGGCAGGAGGAGAGUUUUUCUGUGGUAAAGGACCUAGACUGUAUGUGCUUGUAUAUACAUUAAUUGCUAUCCUGUGUAAGGAGAGUUAGGCAGAUCUGGAAACAUCCAUAGAACAUCUUUGUUCUAAAACCUUUUCUUUUUUUUUUUCCUGCACCUGAGGUAUACAGAAAUUCCCAGGCCAGGGAUCAAAUUCAAGUCACAGCAGUGACAUCGCCAGAUCCUUAACCACUGGGCCACCAAGCAACUCCCAUUGUCUUUAUUCUUAUGGACCUUAAUUUUUGUGAGAAAUACUGGUUUGAGCUAUCAAAAACAUUUACAUGUAAAGAGAUAAGAAUUCACAUAUGAAAGGACAUGUUCUCUUGCACCAGUUAGGACUGUUUCAUCUUUGAUUUUUAAAUGACAAACCUGUGGUCUUAAAGACCUAAUACUCAGACUUUUUACUGGUCCUGUACUAUUUUUGGUUUACUCAGUUGCUGUAGUUAUGUGGUAAACCUUUCAAUUGAGUAAAGUGAUUCCUCUCUCAUUAUUACCAUUUAAAAUUGAGGAGUUCCUGCUGUGGCAUGGUGGGUUAAAGAUCCAGCAUUG
Phacochoerus africanus (Common warthog) is the source of this 3610-nucleotide messenger RNA. RefSeq names its product zinc finger protein 805. Gene Ontology annotation, molecular function: DNA-binding transcription repressor activity, RNA polymerase II-specific. Bases 969 to 2729 code for a protein of 586 amino acids. NCBI's taxonomy places the organism in Eukaryota, Metazoa, Chordata, Mammalia, Artiodactyla, Suidae. The record is from RefSeq and is a predicted model, not a curated record. Gene Ontology annotation, biological process: regulation of cytokine production; negative regulation of transcription by RNA polymerase II; regulation of immune system process. The transcript is spliced from 5 exons.